Aspergillus steynii IBT 23096 is the source of this 1570-nucleotide messenger RNA. RefSeq names its product alpha/beta hydrolase. The transcript has a single exon. Gene Ontology annotation, molecular function: hydrolase activity. The coding region runs from base 440 to 1402 and encodes 320 amino acids. The record is from RefSeq and is a predicted model, not a curated record. Lineage: Eukaryota; Fungi; Ascomycota; Eurotiomycetes; Eurotiales; Aspergillaceae.
GGGUGGAGGACCAAGUCCAUUCUGCUCAGAGUGUGAUGGAGAUCUCGCAAGAACACCUCGUGCUGUGCAUGCAGGGAAAUGAUUACCCGAUCGAGACAAUCCGAUGCAAAAUCCACGACCGUCCAUGAGCAUCCAUGACUAUCCAUGCCCGAUGCAGCAGCUCAACCUAGUUCCAGUUAAUAAUCAGUCAAUCUGCAAUCACAGUGGCAGACCACGGUUGGAGUCGAUUACUCCUCACUCCUCACCAUGUUUCCCCACCUUGCCCACUUAGCCCCAGGGCUCAAUUUACUCUUUGGCCGUUAUAAAUGAUCACCGGAGAGAACUGAGCACCUCAGGCUCAUCACCAGACCAUCCUCCAAGGCUUUCUUGCUUACCCUCUCUCUACACCCUCUAUAUCAAAUAAAAAUUAUUUCUGACGAGAGACCAAAGUCCGUUGAAAAUGCCUCUCACCCUUGACCCUGAGUUCGCCCAGGCUGCGGACUGGCUCCUCUCGGCAAUGGCAUCAAAGUCCCCUCCUGCAGUCCACGAUGUUCAGGCCCGCCGUGUUGGGAUCACUGCCAACUAUGCAGCCAUGUUCGCAAAGCUGCCUGCUGCGCCCGAUGUCGAGCAAUCUGUGCACCAGAUUCAAUCCUUCGACGGGAAACCGAUCUCUGUGUAUCGAUUCGCAAAGAAAACCGCCGCGUCCACAACACCGGGCCCGGCGGUCUUACAUACGCACGGCGGCGGGAAGAUCCAGGGGGACGUCGAGUUGUUUACGAAGAUGCUGGCCCUGCAAGUGCAGCACACGGGGGUUCAAGUGUUCUCGGUUGACUACCGAUUGGCUCCGGAGAACCCGCACCCAACGCCGUCCGAGGACUGCUAUGCCGGGCUGACAUGGGUAUACGAACAUGCGGCCGAGUUUGGCGUGGACCGCAGCCGCAUUGCCACGAUGGGCGAAAGUGCAGGCGGGAACUUGGCCGCGGCGUUGGCUCUGAUGGCCCGGGACCGCGGCCUGUCUCCGCCCCUGGCCAAACAGAUCCUGAUCUACCCCAUGCUGGAUGACCGCACCACGACGCCGAUUCCUCCCUUGGAGCCUCUCGCGCUGUGGAACAACGAUGACAACAUCACCGCUUGGACCGCUCUCCUGGGAAAUGACAUCGGGACCGACAAGGUCUCGCCAUACGCCGCGCCCGCCCGCGCAACCAGCGUGGAGGGCUUGCCACCGACUUACAUCGACGUUGGUGAACUGGACAUCUUCCGCGAUGAGGACAUUGCCUUUGCGGCGAGAAUCGCAGCGGCCAACAUUCCCUUGGAGUUCCACGUGUACCCGGGCCUGCCCCAUGCGUUUGAGGUGUAUGCACCUAAUAUCGAGGCUACCAAGAGAGCCGUUGCAGACCGAUACCGGGCAAUUUCCACGUUGUAGAGGGUUGAAACAGUAAGCCUCGGCCAAAAUACAUGUUACAUACAUAUGUUGGUUGGCCAGCCGUUGAGACGAAGAGGAGCCACAGGGAGCCAUGCAGGUCGGAUUUGCCCAUUUCAUGUACAUAAAUUCUUGCUCGGUUACAUAGACCCUCAAUGAACAGUUGGCGAA